Messenger RNA from Plectropomus leopardus (leopard coralgrouper), 3209 nucleotides. RefSeq names its product arf-GAP with dual PH domain-containing protein 1. The record is from RefSeq and is a predicted model, not a curated record. Gene Ontology annotation, molecular function: GTPase activator activity; phosphatidylinositol bisphosphate binding; phosphatidylinositol-3,4,5-trisphosphate binding. Gene Ontology annotation, cellular component: cytoplasm; plasma membrane; intracellular membrane-bounded organelle. Lineage: Eukaryota; Metazoa; Chordata; Actinopteri; Perciformes; Serranidae. Gene Ontology annotation, biological process: positive regulation of GTPase activity.
UACAUUUGCAGGCUUUAAACUCAACCACAUCCUUUUAACAUGACUUCCUUCAUAGUGGCCUAUAUCCUGAUAAAACCUUAAAUCUAUAUUUGCUCCUAAAUAAAUGUGUUCUCUUCAAUAAGCUUUUAGAAAAGCUCCUUACAGGUGUGGAAGUGCUUUUUGCAUGCUGCACACUUGGCGCCGGAGAGAAAUGCAUAGUGAUCUAACCUCGAAUUAUGCGGAAAAGCAUGUUUGAACAACCCCUGCAGUUCACUUCCUAGUGUAAGGUUUCAUUCCCGUCCGCACACACCUCCGAGCACUCCGGGGCUUGUCGCGGUGAUUUGGCUCCAGACUUUCGGCCGGACGCGCGUCUGAGGACACCUGAAAGCACUGGAUUUUAGGGCCGCAGUAAAGGGGAAAAGAGAAUGAACGUUUCUGUGCAAACUUUGUGAAGAGGCCUUGAUUUGAUUUUUUUUCUUGAAUCGGAGGGAACAGUCCGCCUGAGCUGAGGGCGCAUACCUGUGCGGACUUGCCCGUCUGUAGGACCCGCUGGUGGGGGAGUCGAGGCCGAGGAGACACACCUUACCCCCCACAACACCUCCUCUUUCUCCCCCUCUCUCUCUCUCUGAAAGCGGAGGAAUCUGAAAAACUGAAAUGUCGGCAAAUGACAGAGUCACGCGAGCACUGAGGGAGAUCCUCCAAAACCCUGGAAAUGACGUUUGCGCAGACUGCGGCGCAGCCGAUCCCACCUGGGGCUCCUGCUCCCUGGGAGUGUUCAUCUGCCUGGCCUGCUCUGGGAUCCACCGCAACAUCCCCGAGAUCAGCAAGGUCAAGUCCCUGAGCCUUUCCCACUGGGAGGACCAGGAGGUGCAGUUCAUGGCUGAGAAUGGUAAUAACCUGGUGAAGAGUAAAUAUGAGGCUGCUGUUCCAGUCUACUACUACAAACCAACCCACAAAGACUGCCAGACGUUGAGGGAGCAGUGGAUUAGAGCAAAGUAUGAGAGGAAGGAGUUCUCUGACCCUGGGAAGACCUUCAUAUAUGAGGAGGGAACCAGAGACGGUUUGUUGAUGAAGAGGGGGCGGGACAACGGGCAGUUCCUCAGCAGGCGAUUCGUCCUCUCGGAGAGGGAGGGGACUCUGAAGUAUUUCACCAAAUAUGAUGCUAAGGAGCCCAAAGCAAUAAUCAAGGUGGACACCAUCAACGCGACCUUCCAGCCCGAGAAGAUCGGAAACCCCAACGGCCUGCAGAUCACCUACCUCAAAGACUACAGCACCCGCAACAUCUUCAUCUACCAUGACAGCAGCAAGGAGAUUGUUAACUGGUUUAACACGAUUCGUGCAGUUCAGCUUCACUAUUUAAAGGUGGCCUUUCCUGGAGCUACAGAUGCUGAGCUGGUACCGAAACUUACCCGGAACUUUCUGAAGGAAGGAUACAUGGAAAAGACAGGGCCCAGGCAAACGGAAGGCUUCAAGAAACGCUGGUUCACUCUGGACCAGAGGCGACUCAUGUACUUCAAAGAUCCGCUGGACGCCUUUGCCAAAGGAGAAGUGUUCUUGGGGCACAAGGACCUCAACUACAGCGUCUUGCCCGGCUUGCCUGCUGGUACCUAUUGCAACGGCGCCUGGCACCAUGGUAUCACCAUAGAAACACGUGACCGCAGCUUCCUGUUUACAUGCGAGUCAGAGAGCGACCAACAGGAUUGGCUGAAACACUUCAACGAUGUCAUUAAUACUCCGAUGUCGCCCCAGGACUACACAACGGAAGCCUUGUUCAAGCACAAGCAUUGAUGGACCAGCGGCCUGUCGGACCAUCUCCUCUCUUCUGUUCUCAGCCCAUCACCAAUCUGACUCAGGACUCAUUUCUGCCACAGAGCAUGCCAUUUUAUCAAAAUCUGAUCUUCAUCGCUAAUAUGGUCCAAGUAAAUCUUGCUCCAAGUCCCAAUGCUGUUCUUUGACAAUGGGGUUAGAGAUGCAAACAAGAGGACCAAUGCAAUAUCCAAUGGUAAAGCAAAAAUGUCAUCUGACCAAAAGUCAUUCUUAAAUGUACCAUAGAAGAUUUUUUAAAAUGUUGUUUUGCUGUGGUGUUUUUGUCAACCAAACAGUCCUGGUAGUACUAUAACAUAUUUCUUUUUUGGAUUUGAUGUAGCAAAUAUUGAAAAUUUUGACACUCUUUUUUUAGCCUCUAUAGGCAUGGUUUCCAUUGCCUAUGCCCAUUGGAGGAAUGUCAAAAUUAAGGAAAAAGCAUUUAAAGUAAGAAAAUACCUUGGUCCUCUUGUGUUAUGCAUAAGGUCCAGUGUGUUGGAUUUAUGGAGAUAAAAUGGCAGAAAUUGAAUAAUAACUGAAAGUAAGAAUUGUUAUGUUUUUGUUAUCUUAGAAUGAGCAGUUUAUAUCCACAUAGUGAGUGGAUCCUCAUUUACAGAGAUCCCCAUGUUACCAUGCUAUUUUUCUACAGUAAACUGGAGUGGACAAACCAAACACUGGAUAUGGAUAGUGGCCAGUUAUAGCUGACAUCUUGUUUUAGCAGUUCGUCUACACUGAAACAAAUUUGAUUUUGGGGGAAAAUUUAAAGGUUGGCACAAAAUAUUUCCAAGCAAAUAUAGAACUUUCAAACCCCAGAGGUUCCAGGAUACAGAUAUAGAUAUAGAUGUAGUAGAGGUAUGGAUUUAUUGAAAAUUAAAGUGGGAAUACCACUUAAUGAAAGAUCAGAUCAUUUCAAUAAUGCUGAUUUGGACCGUCCACAGUAUGACAAACGGCAUUGGAGAAACACAAUUUGUCACGUUAAACUGCUUUAUUCAGUGUUUUUAGAUAAUUCGGCUCCCAUUUAAAAUCUGCACAAUAAACGCUGAAGCAAUUAUAACCAGUAGAAGCUGGUUGCAAUCUGCAAUCUUCACUUCUAGAUGCCAUUAAAUCCCCUUAAAUUUUACACAGUGUUCCUUUAAGGCUGAUAAUUGGGUGACACUAAUAAGUUACAGCGAGUCAAAUGGGACGGUCAGGUACAAACCAUCAACAGGACAGAAAACAUCCAAAUCUGCAAUGGAUUCAGAUUUCCAGUUGACACUUUAUAUAUACAUUUUAAAGUAUGUCAUUCACUGGUUGUUUAUAUUAACUUUGUAGCUACUUAAAUGAAUCUUAGAACAUUUAGCAAAAGUAUUGCAGUAUCUUUGCAUUAUGUUGUUUAUUCUGCUGUUUCAGUCCAAACGGUUCGAAAGAGUUUUUUCUUUUCUUUCCUU